UACUAAACGAAUAAUAUGUUAUUCUACACGCUUAGUGCAAUCUGCAGUAUUGUAACAUUUGGAUUUUUCGUAACUGGAGAAUAUAUGCUUCCUGUAUCUACCUGCAAGCAGGAUGCAGCUGAUAAUUCAGCCUGUUUAAAACGAGCUUUCGAAGAAGCAUGGCCACGAUUUAUUGCAGGACUUCCAGAAUUUGACUUUCCACCUUUGGACCCAUUAUUUUACGAAUACGGUAAAGCUGUGCUUAAUUCUAGCGAGAUUCUACGAGCAGAAUUAAUUAUGUCAAAUAUCACUGCCAUCGGUUUAUCAAAAUCUCGUAUUUUUAAUGCAAGAACGCAGUUUCUUUCUCAUGACGUUUUCCGUUUGGAGAUUGAGGUACAAAUACCAGAGUUAUUUCUAAAAGGUGCUGCGAAAAUAAAUGGUUCUUUAAAUGUAUUCAGACUUGUUAAUACAGGUUAUUUUAAUAUAACCUUGAAUGAUGUCAGAGCACUAGGGGAGAUAACAGGACAUGUAAUAAACGAUACAUGGAUUAUUGAACAAUUCCAUAUCACUCCAUUAGUUGGGAAGUUUAAAAUAUAUUAUAAAGAUUUGUCCGAAAGCACCAAAGAGCUUUCUGAUCUUGUCAUAACUUUUGUAAAUGAAUUCUGGCCUGCGAUUUAUCGAGCAGUAUUACCAACCAUGUCCAAAGAAUGGGAAAAGUUUUAUAUUGAUUUGGCCAAUAGGUUAUUCGCAAAAGUUCCCUUCUCAAAAGUGUUUCCAUAAAAUUUAUACAUUUAUUUCACAUCAUUAUAGUGUAAAUUAUUUGUAAAAUUAAAAACACAUUUAGUAUUAUAAGUGCAAAGAUAUA
Molecule: messenger RNA, 844 nt
Organism: Mycetomoellerius zeteki
Lineage: Eukaryota; Metazoa; Arthropoda; Insecta; Hymenoptera; Formicidae
Exons: 5
Coding region: 16-759 (247 amino acids)
Biological process (GO): multicellular organismal reproductive process
Source: RefSeq, a predicted model, not a curated record